This is a messenger RNA of Erinaceus europaeus (western European hedgehog), 3541 nucleotides long. It is a transcript of the gene IPO5, whose product is annotated as importin 5. Gene Ontology annotation, molecular function: small GTPase binding; nuclear import signal receptor activity. The record is from RefSeq and is a predicted model, not a curated record. The transcript is spliced from 28 exons. NCBI's taxonomy places the organism in Eukaryota, Metazoa, Chordata, Mammalia, Eulipotyphla, Erinaceidae. Gene Ontology annotation, cellular component: cytoplasm; nucleus. The coding region runs from base 189 to 3482 and encodes 1097 amino acids. Gene Ontology annotation, biological process: protein import into nucleus.
GGGAAGAGACCUUUCCGGGGCGGAUGUGUGGGCACAGCUGUUUUCGCUGACAGGGGUCCCUGCAGCACUCAGCAGGGAAAGAAAGGUUCCUAAGCAAGGAACACUGCUCAGAAAGCACUGUACCAUGUCUCCGAAUCCCUGAGAACCAAGUUGGAAAACUGGAAGCAACGGAAAGCACAAUAAGCGCAAUGGCGGCGGCCGCGGCGGAGCAGCAACAGUUCUACCUGCUCCUGGGAAACCUGCUGAGCCCCGACAAUGUGGUCCGGAAGCAAGCGGAGGAAACUUAUGAGAAUAUCCCAGGCCAGUCAAAGAUCACGUUCCUCUUACAAGCCAUCAGAAAUACAACGGCUGCCGAGGAGGCUAGACAAAUGGCCGCUGUCCUCCUAAGACGUCUUUUGUCCUCUGCAUUUGAUGAAGUUUAUCCAACUCUUCCUGCUGAUGUUCAAACUGCCAUCAAGAGUGAACUCCUAAUGAUUAUUCAAAUGGAAACACAGUCUAGCAUGAGGAAGAAAAUCUGUGACAUUGCUGCAGAGCUGGCCAGAAACUUAAUCGAUGAGGAUGGCAAUAACCAGUGGCCUGAAGGGCUGAAGUUCCUUUUUGAUUCCGUCAGCUCUCAAAAUAUGGGACUUCGGGAAGCUGCCCUUCACAUUUUCUGGAACUUUCCUGGGAUUUUUGGGAACCAACAACAGCACUAUUUAGAUGUCAUCAAACGGAUGUUAGUUCAGUGCAUGCAAGAUCAGGAACAUCCUUCGAUCAGAACCUUAUCUGCUAGAGCAACUGCUGCGUUUAUACUCGCCAAUGAGCAUAAUGUCACUCUGUUUAAACAUUUUGCAGACUUGUUACCUGGGUUCUUACAGGCUGUGAACGACUCUUGCUACCAGAAUGAUGACUCCGUCCUCAAAUCCCUCGUUGAGAUCGCAGACACCGUCCCAAAGUAUUUGCGCCCUCACUUGGAAGCUACUUUACAGCUCAGUCUGAAGCUGUGCGGAGACACCAGCCUCAACAACAUGCAGCGCCAGCUCGCCCUGGAAGUCAUCGUGACCCUCUCUGAGACGGCCGCCGCUAUGCUGAGGAAACACACCAAUAUUGUGGCCCAGACGAUUCCUCAGAUGUUAGCCAUGAUGGUUGAUCUUGAGGAGGAUGAGGACUGGGCAAACGCGGAUGAACUGGAAGAUGAUGACUUUGACAGCAAUGCAGUUGCUGGAGAGAGCGCAUUAGACCGAAUGGCUUGCGGACUUGGCGGAAAGCUGGUUCUGCCCAUGAUCAAGGAGCACAUCAUGCAGAUGCUUCAGAACCCUGACUGGAAGUACCGGCACGCAGGGUUGAUGGCCUUAUCUGCCAUCGGGGAAGGGUGCCACCAGCAGAUGGAAGGGAUUUUAAAUGAGAUAGUCAACUUUGUCUUGCUUUUUCUCCAGGACCCUCACCCCCGCGUGAGGUACGCAGCCUGUAACGCUGUGGGACAGAUGGCGACAGACUUUGCUCCUGGUUUCCAGAAGAAGUUCCACGAGAAGGUGAUUGCAGCCCUGCUGCAGACCAUGGAAGACCAGGGCAACCAGCGGGUGCAGGCCCACGCGGCUGCCGCGCUCAUCAACUUCACAGAGGACUGCCCCAAGUCCCUGCUCAUCCCCUACUUGGACAAUCUGGUCAAGCACCUGCAUUCCAUCAUGGUUCUUAAACUGCAAGAGUUGAUUCAGAAAGGCACCAAGUUGGUCUUGGAACAAGUUGUCACGUCAAUCGCGUCAGUUGCAGAUACGGCCGAAGAAAAGUUUGUCCCCUACUAUGAUUUAUUCAUGCCGUCAUUGAAGCACAUCGUUGAGAACGCUGUCCAAAAGGAACUGAGACUUCUCCGGGGAAAGACUAUUGAAUGCAUCAGCCUCAUCGGUCUGGCUGUGGGGAAGGAAAAAUUCAUGCAAGAUGCAUCAGAUGUGAUGCAGUUAUUGCUGAAGACCCAGACAGACUUCAAUGACAUGGAAGAUGACGAUCCUCAGAUCUCUUACAUGAUCUCAGCUUGGGCCAGAAUGUGCAAAAUCCUUGGGAAAGAGUUUCAGCAAUACCUUCCGGUGGUUAUGGGACCUCUAAUGAAGACGGCUUCCAUCAAACCAGAAGUCGCCCUUUUAGACACCCAGGACAUGGAGAACAUGAGUGAUGAUGACGGGUGGGAGUUUGUGAACCUCGGAGACCAGCAGAGUUUCGGUAUCAAAACCGCAGGGCUGGAGGAGAAAUCAACUGCUUGCCAGAUGCUGGUCUGCUAUGCGAAGGAGCUGAAGGAGGGCUUUGUGGAGUACACCGAGCAAGUUGUCAAGCUGAUGGUCCCUCUGCUCAAGUUCUAUUUCCAUGAUGGUGUCCGAGUGGCGGCAGCAGAGUCAAUGCCUCUCCUCUUGGAAUGUGCGAGAGUCCGAGGCCCCGAGUACCUCACACAGAUGUGGCAUUUCAUGUGUGACGCCCUCAUCAAGGCCAUUGGCACGGAACCGGAUUCAGAUGUCCUCUCAGAAAUAAUGCAUUCUUUUGCAAAGUGCAUUGAAGUCAUGGGAGACGGAUGCCUUAAUAAUGAACAUUUUGAAGAGUUGGGAGGAAUUUUGAAAGCUAAACUUGAAGAGCAUUUCAAGAAUCAGGAACUGCGGCAAGUUAAAAGACAAGAUGAAGACUAUGAUGAGCAGGUGGAAGAAUCCCUACAAGAUGAGGAUGAUAAUGAUGUUUACAUUCUGACCAAAGUGUCAGACAUUUUACAUUCAAUAUUCAGUAGCUACAAGGAAAAGGUGUUGCCAUGGUUUGAACAGCUACUUCCGUUAAUUGUCAACCUAAUUUGUCCGCCCAGACCCUGGCCAGACAGACAGUGGGGAUUGUGCAUCUUUGAUGAUGUCAUUGAGCACUGUAGCCCAUCCUCAUUUAAAUACGCAGAGUAUUUCUUGAGGCCGAUGCUCCAGUACGUCUGCGACAACAGCCCGGAAGUCAGGCAGGCUGCUGCGUAUGGCCUGGGGGUCAUGGCACAAUAUGGCGGCGAUAACUACCGUCCUUUCUGCACAGAAGCACUUCCACUGCUGGUAAGAGUCAUUCAGUCUGCUGAUUCUAAGACCAAAGAAAAUGUCAACGCUACAGAGAACUGCAUCUCAGCAGUGGGGAAGAUUAUGAAGUUCAAGCCCGACUGUGUGAAUGUCGAGGAGGUCCUACCUCACUGGUUGUCUUGGCUUCCGCUCCAUGAAGAUAAAGAAGAAGCAGUGCAGACUUUCAGCUAUCUGUGCGACCUCAUUGAAAGCAAUCACCCCAUUGUUCUUGGUCCAAACAAUACCAAUCUGCCCAAAAUAUUCAGUAUAAUUGCGGAAGGAGAAAUGCAUGAGGCCAUUAAACACGAAGAUCCUUGUGCCAAGCGUCUGGCUAAUGUAGUUCGCCAAGUACAGACUUCCGGAGGACUGUGGACUGAAUGCAUAGCACAGCUCAGUCCCGAGCAGCAGGCGGCCAUACAGGAGCUCCUGAACUCCGCCUGAAGGGCCUGCACACCACCGCCAGAAAACUAACUCCAAAUAAACGUUUACCCUUUUGUUUA